Molecule: messenger RNA, 3338 nt
Organism: Harpegnathos saltator (Jerdon's jumping ant)
Lineage: Eukaryota; Metazoa; Arthropoda; Insecta; Hymenoptera; Formicidae
Gene: nAChRalpha2
Product: nicotinic acetylcholine receptor alpha2
Exons: 8
Coding region: 331-1959 (542 amino acids)
Biological process (GO): monoatomic ion transmembrane transport
Cellular component (GO): postsynaptic membrane
Molecular function (GO): transmembrane signaling receptor activity; acetylcholine-gated monoatomic cation-selective channel activity
Source: RefSeq, a predicted model, not a curated record
AUUGAUCCUGCGAAUUCGAGACACACGCAGCAGCACCCAGUGGUCCAGCGGCUGUACACACAACAUCAUUUCUGUCCGACGUUCUCCCGCGGCGUUUCGCGAGCAGGCCGCGAGAGAGCCGCGCGAGUAAUAAAAGCCCAGCCUGGAGCCUCGGCGUGGAGCCGGCCGAGCGACAAGCGCGCGCCACAAUUUCGAACGUAGCGCAGCAGGCUAUGACGUAGGACGAAGAAGGACACGAGAUAUAGGCGCAGCAUUUCGGGAGAGUAGAGAGGCGGCUGGAGUGUGUGCUCUUUUGGCGUCCGUUAUUUAAUCGUGCAACUGCCAGAAGAAAUGAUAUCACCCUUAAUUAUCCUGAUCCUCACGGUGGGGAUCUGCAAUAGCAAUCCGGACGCUAAGAGGCUUUACGAUGAUCUCCUCUCAAAUUACAAUCGGCUGAUCCGACCUGUAUCCAACAAUACGGACACUGUCGUGGUGAAACUAGGACUACGUCUCUCGCAAUUGAUAGAUCUUAAUCUGAAAGACCAAAUUCUCACCACAAACGUCUGGCUAGAGCACGAAUGGCAGGACCAUAAGUUCCAGUGGGAUCCCUUGGAAUACGGGGGUGUUACCGAACUGUACGUGCCCAGCGAGCAUAUAUGGUUGCCCGACAUUGUCCUUUAUAACAACGCGGACGGGGAGUACGGUGUGACCACGAUGACCAAGGCUAUCUUGCAUUACACCGGCAAGGUCCUCUGGACGCCGCCGGCGAUCUUCAAGUCAUCCUGUGAGAUAAACGUCAAGUAUUUCCCUUUCGACCAGCAGACUUGUUUCAUGAAAUUCGGCUCAUGGACGUACGACGGCUUUCAAAUUGACUUGAAGCACAUUAAUCAAAACAUAGGCGACAAAGUGAAGGUGGGCAUCGACCUACGGGAGUACUAUCCCAGCGUGGAGUGGGAUAUAUUGGAUGUCCCGGCGGAGCGGCACACAAAGUACUAUCCGUGUUGCCACGAGCCGUACCCCGAUAUCUUCUUUAACAUAACGCUACGCCGUAAAACGCUGUUCUACACGGUGAAUCUCAUAGUCCCGUGCGUAAGCAUUUCGUACUUGUCGGUGCUCGCGUUCUACCUGCCGGCCGACUCCGGCGAGAAGAUCGCGCUCUGCAUCAAUAUUCUGCUAUCGCAGACGAUGUUCUUCUUGCUGAUAUCCGAGAUCAUACCAUCGACAUCGCUGUCGUUGCCGUUGCUCGGCAAGUAUCUCCUCUUCACGAUGAUCCUGGUCGGGCUGUCGGUCGUGAUAACGAUCACCAUACUGAACGUGCACUACCGCAAACCGAGCACCCACAAGAUGGCGUCGUGCACGAGAAAUAUCUUCAUCAAAAAGUUGCCGAAGCUACUGCUCAUGAGAGUGCCCGAUGAUCUCCUCAAUGAUCUUGCCGCGCGCAAGAUAUACGGACGGGGCAAGUGGAGCAAGCGGGAUAAGUUCAGCGAGGCGGUCGCUGCGGCCGCGCGAUCGUCCUCGAUAGUGUCCUCGCCGGAUUCUGCCCGCCAUCAACGAAUCGACGGCUGCAACGGUCUACACAGGACGACCGCCCACAAUCGAUUUCUGGUUGGCAGUUUGGGGUAUAAUGGGCUUCAAACGGUUAUGUCCGGCCUGGAUGAGUCUUUGAGCGACGUAACGCCACGAAAGAAGUAUCCGUUCGAAUUGGAAAAAGCGUUACAUAACGUUAUGUUUAUUCAGCAUCACAUUCAACGCCAAGAUCAGUUCAACGCGGAGGAUCAGGAUUGGGGAUUUGUCGCGAUGGUCCUCGAUCGGCUUUUCCUGUGGCUCUUCACGAUAACUUCCGUGGCCGGUACCUUCAUAAUCCUGUGCGAAGCUCCAACGCUCUAUGACGACACCAAGCCGAUCGACAUGGAAUACUCCUCCGUUGCUCGACAUCACUUCCCCCCGUCCGAUCAGGAUUUAAUGGACACUCUCAUAUAAAUGGCUCAUAGAACAAUGUGAUCUCUAUUCGUUAAUAACAUAUUAAUUACUCGAUAUAAAGAAAAGCGGCGAAUUGUCUUUUUCCGAGUGUUUUCGCGAUGUUGCAACAGGUCACGCCGAGGAACCGCGGUUUACCCGACAAUUUGUCACGUGCAUCGUUAAUUGUAGACUCGUAAUUAAAGACGUUCGUUCAUAUUUAGAUACGUAAUCUAACGUCUCUGAUGGUAUCUUUGAAGCUGAACGUUACAAUAUUAUAUUUGCGGUUCCGAGAACUGGCCUAAACCAUGAAAUGUGAUUUAAUCCCGCGAGACACGCAAUUCGCCGGCUUGCCUUGUAUGUGUAAGCGACAAUUGCAACACUAUUAAUUGCCCUCCUACAAAAGAAAGAAAAUUGUAUUUGUACUUACUGCUGUAUAUGCACGAGAGUGCACUAAAAGAAAAAGAAACGAGGAAAAGAGGAGAAAAAUCAUUAUUUGAUAGUAACAACUAUUUGAUGUUCAUAGUGUUACGACGAAGACUUGCGAUUAGAUACCGUUUAUAAAACUUUUGGUAAUGUUGGUUACUCGUAUAUCGUGGGCGAUGCAAAGAUGAUACUUUUGCACACCAAAAUCUACACUGUAUAUAGAUUAGACUAGACACAUUUCAUGCUCCGAUUAAUAUCUUCUCGAGCAGCAAUUAAUUUAUAUAUACACACUCAGUAAGCAACCUGCCGACAGAUGCUCGUUUUCUGCCGUCAAUCUUUCAUCACACUCUACCAUCAAAUUCUGUUGUAUUACGACGAGUAAAUUUUAGACAGAAUCUGCAGCAGACACUUUGCAAAAUCUGCUUUUGCAGAUUUUGCCAUUUAAGUAUAUAUUACACACGUAUACUCGGGUUUGUUCAAUAUACUGUAGAUGCGAAGAAGAUAAAAUUUCUUAAUAAGUCAUUUCCAAAAUUUGCCCACAAACAUUUUUGUUGAGCGAUGUAGCAUGUUAAUAAUUCAUUAGACUUGUAUUUCGCGCUACACUAGGAUAUACUCUCUCACACCAGAGCCAAAAUUUAUACGACAGCAAUAAACGAAUAGUGUCAUCCGAUGUACUUCCCAACUUGGGAUACAAAUCUACUACACGCACAAGAAAAUGUCAGAAAAAUAAAAAAUGUCUCAUACAUUGCACACGCUGCGGCUUGGAUUUGUUUGUUACUUGCCAGAGCAUAAGAAACAAUUUCAUCUCGUGUAAUAACUAUUAUGUGACAUAUAAUACUACUGUAAGACGGGAUGUUCAUUGUACUGGGUAAUGAUAAGUAAUAGUGAGAAAUAUUAUAAUUAUAUUGAUCGCGUUGCAUUGCUUGUUAUCAUUCGGAAAAGAACUGUUGCACAAAUAAAUCUAAUGUAAUAACAAA